Molecule: messenger RNA, 5355 nt
Organism: Lineus longissimus
Lineage: Eukaryota; Metazoa; Nemertea; Pilidiophora; Heteronemertea; Lineidae
Product: endothelin-converting enzyme 1-like
Exons: 16
Coding region: 1634-3928 (764 amino acids)
Biological process (GO): protein processing
Cellular component (GO): plasma membrane
Molecular function (GO): metalloendopeptidase activity
Source: RefSeq, a predicted model, not a curated record
CUCGGACCCAAAGCUUUUUAAUCAUUGGCGUUACUAAGAGUUGGAUGCAUCUGCUGUGUGUUGCGGUGGGACCCCGAUGCUUUCCUGUAACCAGCUUAAUGGCUGUAGACGGUUGGAACUCCGGUCCGGACACCAGCGCCACGGACUGACUUCACACGAUACCUACUAAAGAUGGCUGGUCGGUGAGAAAUGGCCGAUGAUUACCAAGCGUAGUUGGCACAUGUCAGUGUUGUGGGAUCCUGAGUGGAACGAGAAGCGCCCGGCUUAGGCCACUGGAGCAGGCUUACUGCUGAAGCUGUGGCUGUUGACAGACUUUCGAUGGCAUAUUCAUUGGACUACGCAGGAUCGGAUUCGUUUAAGAGGAGGAGAUAUAUGUUUGUAUUGUUGAGCUGAUGUGCUGAUGAUUCCGACGAAAGUGAUUCAAUGUGUUCAGUAUUCGGUUGAAUGUGUCCGAGAUUUGAAUUGCCGCAUUUGAUGUGUUCAUCAUCCAAAUUGAAUCGUUUGUGGUUGUGAUUCAAAAUUUGAACUAAGUGUGCAGGCAAUGUGUUCAGAAUAUCAACUAAGUGUGAUUCGGUGUUUUUAGAAUUUGAACUAAGUGCGAUUCAAUGUGUUCAGAAGUGUUAUUCAAAUGGUUUUCUCUGCUAGAAAUUUGAACGCAAGGGAUGCAAGUUGUAUUUGCAUGAAGCAAAUACAAUAUCUGCCCAUGAAGUGAUAGUCAAAGAAUCAAGUUUGAAGCCAAGCGAACGCGGAGAAUAAAGGGAAAGCGAAAAGCGAACAAGAAAUAAGAAAAGUUUGUGUAGUGUUACACCAAGAAUAACUAAAUCGUGGUACUGAUGCUGUGAUCGGCGGCGGCGUAGUUACGGGGUUUCAUCAAGAUUGAUUAUUCGAUAGUAAGCCUACUUUCAUAUUGAUCAAUCGACCAUUAAGCCUUGCGGCACCGGUAUUGAACAUAUGCAUUUGUAAAGUGUGUUGUGCUGAAGUGUUUUGAAGAGGUACGCAACAACAAAACAAUUUUUGAAUACCGCGACCUAUCGGCAGAAAGAAGAACUAUGCAAUAUAUGUCUCUUAUGCAUAAUUACGAACAUGGUACAUUUUAGCACAUGUCUCCUUAAAUGGCGAAUUCAACUAUACAUUUGUAACUGCUCCUUGUUAUUUCGAAUCGUGGCUGAAGAUAAUCGCUAGAUUAUUUUGAAUCAAAGUACAAUAUCGAGUCCCGAUUAAUUUGAAUCAAGCUACACUGACAGAGGAUAUAGUAUCUCCAGCUUAUUUGGAAUCGAGCCACAUGCAUGUACGUUAUAACUCAAGUUUAUCAAGUUGCAUGAUUAUACAUGGUACAUGUAUAUACAUCUAUAAAGGUUAAUUUUGAUCAAGCUACAAGAUAACAUAUCUCCAGAUUAAAUCUGCGGGAUGUAUCCAAGUUAACUGGAAACAGGAUAGGGUACAUCCAGUUUAAUUGGAGUUAAGCUGCAAGAUACAUAUCCAGAUUAAUUGGAAACGAGUGAAAAUAUAACUCUAGUUUAAUGGAAACCUAGCUGCGGGAUAUAUCCAGGCAGGUUAAUUGGAAACAAGAUAGGGUAUAUUCAGGUUAAUUGUUAUUUAGAUAUCUCCAGAUAAAUCGGAAUCCAACUACAAGAUGCCGGAACCGGAGAACGGCUCGGUGGAGGAGACCAAGGAAGAUAAGUGUCUGGACCUUGACGAAAUAAGGAAGAAUCUCAUGGGCAAAUUCGAGGUGAUCGUAGAUUGCUUCGACCAGGAAAAACUCAGUAAAAGGGAGGCUGUGCUUUUGGUGAUUAUUUUCAUAAUUGGGGCAACUGCUGUGUCUGUGGGCUUGAUCGUGGGUGACAUUAUGAAGGAACGGGAUGACUGUCUGAUAUUUAACGAAAAUGUCACGACGCGGAUGAAUGCGGCUGAAAUGGACAUGUACGUCCGAGAGAUCUGCCUUGAGGACGUGUGUGUAAGAAAGGCAUCACAGAUGAUGUACGACCUCGAUACGUCAGUGACACCUUGUACAAAUUUCUACAAAUAUGCAUGCGGCGGUUGGGUGAAUUCGAACCCUGUACCCACAGACCAGAAGGUCUGGGGUGUUAGGCAGAAAGUGGAGUACGCGAUAAGAGAUAAGAUCCGCGCGCGUCUUGAGAGUCCUCUAGACAGAACUCUUGCAAACCGUCUAGAUUCUGCUGUCCGGAAGAUGACCGUCCUCUACAAGUCAUGCAUGGAUGAAGAGACAAUUGACAAGGCGGGUACUUCCAUGAUAUGGGACGCCAUCACUAAAAUAGGAGGUUGGGCUAUGCAAGGCGGGAGGAGCAAUUGGGAUAUCACCGACGGCCUCAGCAAAUUACACUUCUCCUAUUCAUCCGAUGCCUUGUUUUAUCCCUUCGUAGCCCCCAAUCCUUAUGACCGGAAAAAAUACGUUAUCCAGAUAGCAAAGUCUGGUCUUGGUAUCCCUAACGCAGCCGAUUAUUCAGACCCCAACAAGUCUAUAGUGCAAGCAUACAAGGAGUACAUGAUGACGGUGGCCCGAGAGCUAGGCCAGGGUGACCCGAAUAGGGUCACGUUUGCUCAACAAGUGUUCGAAGUGGAGAAGGACCUGUCGGAGAUCAUUACGUUGACGGACACGAAUCAGGGUGGUUAUGAAAAUACGACAAUAGAGGAACUUCAAACAAUCGCAGGACAAAUAGAAUGGAUAAAGUAUUUCACAGCAGCUGGGUUUGCUGUGAACAAGAAUACUAAGGUUUUGGUGGCAUCCAAAGAAUAUCUCAAGCGAGUUUUCAGUAUGGUAUCACGUGUUGAAAAAAGUAAACUUAACAACUAUUUCGUCUGGAAGCUGGCCAUGAGCCUCGCUAUGGACUUACCGAAGGAGUUCCGUGAUGCAGCGUCAACUUAUGUCAUGGCCAUGUCAGGUACCACAACGCCAAAACCCCGAUGGGAAUACUGCUUCAACUCCGUAGACAGCUACAUGGGCCUGGCGCUCGGGGCAGUCUACAUCAAACACCAUUUCCGGAAUAAAACGAAGGAACAGGUCACGUGGAUGGUCGACGAAUUCCAGGCGACGAUGAAAGAAACCAUCGAGAAUUCUGAUUGGUUAGAGGAAAGUGCUAAGGAAAAAUCAUCUUCUAAGAUUGAUUCAUUGGUGAAAAAGAUAGGAUAUCCAAAAAUAUUGGAAAGCGAAGCAAAAUUAGAUGAUUAUUACAAAUAUAUUAAUAUAUGGUUUGGUGAUGCCUACUCGAAGAUUCUCACCAACAUUAUGCAAGGUCAAACGAACAAGAUGAUACAACUCCUUCAUGAGCCAGUCGACCCCGACGAGUGGGCAAUCGGGUUGCACAGCACCAACGCCUACUACUCCGCCAUCGCAAACGAAAUAGUUCUUCCAGCUGGGCUCCUAACCCUUCCUUUCUUCGAUGAAAACAAUCUACAGUUCAUCAACUAUGCGGGAACUGGUUUUGUUAUUGGACAUGAACUCAUGCACGCUUUUGACAACAAAGGUGAUCUAUCAAUGGCGGAAGUCUGGGGAAGCAGUAACUACACGGAAGCAUAUGACGCCAAGAAGACGUGUCUCACCGGCUACCUGACCCGCCAGGGCAUCAAAGAUAGCAACCAGGCCAAGGCGCAUAUCCUUCAGGAGGAGAUGGCGGAUCUUGAUGGACUUGCUACGGCAUUUAGGGCUUACCGUUCUUGGUCGUGGAAGCAAGGAGGUGAGAAGGUACUACCAGGGAUGCAAAAAACUGCUGAUCAGCUGUUCUUCAUAUCUUAUGCUCAGUCAUGGUGCGAGUCCACGUCACCAGAGGGCAGAAAAGGUGUAUCAAAUGGGAACAUUCCAUCUGACCUCAGGGUUCGAGCUGCUGUGUCCCAUUCCAAAGACUUCGCAACAGCGUUCGACUGUUCGCAUAAAUCGCAGAUGAAUGUGCAGCCAAAAUGCACAAUGUGGUGAGAGGACUAUGACAAUCCGGUCGACGAAGACCACUUCUUCCAGGAUGCGAGGUUGCCAUGUCAGUCGAUCCCUGCUCGAAAACAAACGCCGCCAAUGCAUUGACUCUUUCUUCCAAAGUCUGCCGUUUUGAGUUAUAUAUUUGCGGGGAAAACCUUGCAAUGAGUGCCAAGUCUAUGGUGAUGGAAUUGAUAUCGAAAUUACAAAAACGUAAAUAUCGUAAAUACAAAAACCAAGCAAAUUACACAUAAAUUGUCUGUUCCGAGAAGACAGUUGAACUCAUAGCUAUGGUGCUUAGAAUGAUUAGAAAAAACUUUCCAAUAUCAAUAUGCUUCUAUUAUUUGCCCUGUCAAAUAUGGUAGCCUAUCUUUUUGGAUAAGAUUUGGUCUAAAAAAUAUGGUAUCUUUUGAAAGGAUAACCUAUUGGAACCCAAGUAGAACAAUGGGAAUCUGUGUGGAAAAGUAUCGCCCCUGUGAACGGAAUGAUCGCGAAUGUGGUAGUAGUUGACCUAUACUGGAAAAUGGUGUAUCAGAUGUAAUCGACGAGAGAUAUUGUAAUCGAUUGGGUAAAGAACUUGAAUUGUUCUAAACUAUCAUAACUGCAGAUACAUAUAGAUCGCAAACAGUUCAGAGAUAUCUUUACUAAUCCAUUCGGAAAGAUAGUAAUCUGUUUAGAAAGGUCGUGAACUGUUCAGAAAGAUCGUUAUUCAUCAACUAGGAAAGAUCGUAAUCGGUACGGAAAGAACUCAUUCUCUUGGGAAUGAUCGUAAUCUGUUCGGAAAUAUCGUAAUUUAUUUGGAACUGAGAACGUUCAUUGCGUGUGAAAGGAUUGUCAUAUGUUUGUAUCGAAAUAUCGUAUAGUCUGAUCGGAAAUAUCGUUCCAGUUUAGAGAAAAAUUACGUAUUACCAAAUGCUUGUUACUCAUAACGAAAAAAUUGCGUAGGAAAUUAUUGAGUGCAGGGAAAAAGGAAAUGAUUCACCAAGUCGGAUUGAUUGUCAAAGCGAUUUGCGAUGGACCUUAAAGACAGAACAAAUUGCUUAAAUUAAACUGUGGGGAUAAGAUACAGGGAUGAAAAGUUUAGUCUGAUUCAGAUACAUGUAUUGACAACAUUUCGCUGUAAUAUGACAGGAACUUUAUUUACCUGCCGACGCUCAAAUUUUCAAUUACCGACAAUAUGUCCGGAUGCGUGUACAUGUACUUUUUAAACCUCUUCAUCAGCAUUGAAUAUAUUGCAUUACAUUUCAUAACGUCAUGGAUACAUUAUCUGCUGUUUUUGUUCUGUUUUGUUGGAAGAAUCACGUGUUAAGUAGCUGCUAUCACCAUGGUUACCUAACUACAACUUGAUACACGUGUAUUAUGCCAGUUAUGGAUAAGGUUCAGUACGACCAUGUAUCCGUUAUUAAAUUGGAGUUCGACAAUGUAACACCAGA